This is a messenger RNA of Notolabrus celidotus (New Zealand spotty), 1946 nucleotides long. It is a transcript of the gene as3mt, whose product is annotated as arsenite methyltransferase. The record is from RefSeq and is a predicted model, not a curated record. The coding region runs from base 221 to 1357 and encodes 378 amino acids. NCBI's taxonomy places the organism in Eukaryota, Metazoa, Chordata, Actinopteri, Labriformes, Labridae. Gene Ontology annotation, molecular function: arsenite methyltransferase activity. The transcript has 11 exons. Gene Ontology annotation, biological process: toxin metabolic process; arsonoacetate metabolic process. Gene Ontology annotation, cellular component: cytosol.
ACAGGAAGUAUGCAAACAGCCACGGAACCUCCACGAGGAAGAAGAAGAAAACAGUAUUAUGGUUCAGCUGCGGUCAUAAUAAAGUGUUUAAACCAACAAAGGUUGUUAUAUAAGAGGGCUACUGACCAGGAAGUCAGCCGGACUCUUCAUUCAAAGCUCAGAAGAAAACAGCAGCAGAGAGGACUGUCUCACAGCAUAGGUGGACUCUACACUCAACAUCAUGUCUGGAGAAAAGAGCGCGUGUGCCAAAGGCUUCGUGGAUGGUGCCAUUCACGUGGACGUCAAGGAUUAUUAUGGCAAUUUGGUGAAGAGCACCUCAGACCUGAAGUCCAAUGCUUGUAUCGCUCCAGCCAGGCCCAUUCCUGCCUACAUCCGCCAGGCUUUGAUGAAAGUACAUGCCGAAGUUACAGCCAAGUAUUAUGGCUGUGGUCUUGUGGUGCCAGAGGGCUUGGAGGGCUGCAGGAUACUGGACCUGGGCAGUGGAAGUGGAAGGGACUGUUUCAUGCUGAGUGAUCUGGUUGGUGAGAACGGUCAUAUCACUGGCAUCGACAUGACAGAGGCCCAGCUUGAUGUGGCUCGGGCAUAUGUGGACUAUCAUGCAAAAGAGCUUGGCUACAAGAAGCCCAACGUCUCCUUCGUCCAGGGCUACAUUGAGGCCUUAACAGAGGCUGGUCUGGAAAAGAACUCAUUUGAUAUAAUAAUAUCCAACUGUGUGGUGAACCUCUCUCCUGACAAGAAGAGAGUGCUGGCUGAAGCCUACAAUGUGCUCAAGGACGGUGGCGAGCUGUACUUCAGUGAUGUCUACAGCAGUGGGAGACUGACAGAGGAGAUUAAAAGUCACAAAGUGCUGUGGGGUGAGUGUUUGGGUGGGGCACUCUGGUGGAAGGAUCUGCUGCAGUUAGCUGAAGAAGUGGGCUUCAGUCAACCACGUCUGGUUGCAGCCAGUUUAAUCACAGUGGACAACGGAGAACUGCAGAAAGUGCUGGGCGACUACAAGUUUGUCUCUGCCACAUACCGCCUGUACAAGGUCCCUAAAGGCGACACCAAGUUCUGCCAAGUCAUAUAUAACGGGGACAUUACAGGAGCGGAGGGCUGCUUUGACUUUGACUGUCAUUACAAAUUCAAGGCUGGUGAAGUGGUGGAGGUCGAUGGGGAGCUGGCCAGUAUCCUGACCCAUUCCAGAUUCAAGGAAGACUUCACUUUCAAGCCACCUGGAGGCCCCUGUGAGCCCUGUGCAGUCAAACCUAAGGCCGACAUUGUGGAUCCUUUCCAGCUGGCCUCACAGCUGGCGAAACAGAAUCCAGGUUCAGCCACAGGGGGGUGCUGCAGCACAAAGUCUGCUACUUGCUGCAAGUGAUGGUGGGAAGAGCACUGUGAUCUACAGCCCUGGUAUCUGAUUGUGUAUGCAGGGAAUAGUAAUUCAAGUAUACUGACUUGAUUCAGCUUCACGUCUUCUUGUUUUGUCUUCAGAAACAUUUCAAGUAAUUUAAAUGAAUAUUAACUUGGAUACAUGUGUCUUAUCGAUGUUAUGUGCACUCGAGCAACUCAAUCAUUUCUGCUUUAAAAGCAGAAUAUUUGAUUUAUUAAAAAUGACUGAAUCACAAAUAAUUGUGUUGUCUCAAGGCAAGAUAAGAACUCCAAAAAAUCACAUUUUGUACUUAAUUCUGAACAGUAUUGUUCAUUGUAAGUCAUUUUAGAAGUGUCCUUUUUUCUAAUAGUGUUUAAUCUGAGGUACUUGAAUCACACAUCCCUCUUAUUCCGUCUUCAUUAGGACAUUUUCAAACUUUGCCUUAAUAAAUGACUCCUAUUUUUUCAAUAAGUGUCAAAAUAUACUUUUCCAUGCAGCUUCUUGACAGACUUUGCACUAAUUUGAGCUUUGCUACUGCUCUCUAAUGUAAACAGUAUGUGUUAACUUUGUAAUGAGACAAUAAAUAUAUUUAAUCAGA